This is a messenger RNA of Colletotrichum abscissum, 873 nucleotides long. RefSeq lists its product as uncharacterized. The record is from RefSeq and is a predicted model, not a curated record. Bases 1 to 873 code for a protein of 290 amino acids. Gene Ontology annotation, molecular function: serine hydrolase activity. Lineage: Eukaryota; Fungi; Ascomycota; Sordariomycetes; Glomerellales; Glomerellaceae. The transcript has a single exon.
AUGCACUUCAACAACGCCCUCAUGGCCGCCGUCGCCGUCGCCGGCUCGGUCUCCGGCCUCGCCGUCCGCCAGACCCCCAUCUGGCAGACCCUCCCCGCGACCCCGAACCUCCCCACCCCCAUCUCCACGGCCAAGACGGCCAUCAACGGCAUCCAGAUGUGGUUCCAGGAGUACAACAAGGCGGCCGGCGGCGUCCCCAUCGUCAUGGACCACGGCGGCCUCGGCUACUCUGCCUACUUUGGCUCCGUCAUCUCCCGCCUCGUCUCCGCGGGCCACUACGUCAUCGCCGUCGACCGCCGCGGCCACGGCCGCACGACGUACAACAAGGACGACGUCUUCACCUACGACCAGAUGGCGCUCGACAUCCACGACCUCCUCGCCGGCGCCGGCGUGUCCUCGUACAACGUCGUCGGCUGGUCUGAUGGUGGCAUCACCACCCUCGCGGCGCUCAUCAACUCCGUCACGGCCAAGCCCAUCAACAAGGCCUUCAUUUUCGGCGCCUCGGCCAAGCCUGACCAGACCAACGCUACCUUCAGCGACACUGCCAUCUUCUCUACUCUGGUCGCCCGCUGCAGGACCGAGUACGGCACCCUCCAGCCCGGAGCCAACUUCACCGAGUUCGCGACCAAGGUUGCCACCAUGGAGGGUACUCUGCCGCAGUUCACCGAUGCUCAGCUUAAGAGCAUUCCUGGUGCCAAGGUCAUGAUUGCCGGCGCCGAGCACGAGGAGGCUGUCAACCGCGAUGUCCCCGGUAUCUUGAACAAGGCUAUCCCCGGCAGCAAGGUUACCAUCCUCACUGGUGUCAGCCACUUUGCGCCCAUGCAGGACCCUGACCAGUUCACCAAGGCUGUUACCGACUUCUUCAAGGCAUAA